Scutellospora calospora is the source of this 477-nucleotide messenger RNA. NCBI's taxonomy places the organism in Eukaryota, Fungi, Glomeromycota, Glomeromycetes, Diversisporales, Gigasporaceae. The record is from the annotation of a GenBank genome assembly.
AUGCAAAAAAACAAAUCUAGCCCAAACACAACUUCAGAAUUUAGCAAAGAUAAUCCCUAUAUCUCUAACUCUGCAGAAGAUACUGAAAAGUCUAAUGACUUAGCAAUGCCAGAAAGUACCUCUACCUCUCCAGCUAACUUGAACCAACCUUCCUCAAAGUUACUUGAAGAAAACUCAGUUCAAAAUAACCAAGAAGAUAACUUAGAAAUCCAAGAGCAAAUGAUUACUAAACCCUUCUCCUCCACUCCUUCAAAAGCUGUGAAUGAGAACUCAAAUACUGAGCAAGACUCAGACUCUAUAGAAAUCAAUGCAGAUAGUGACUCGAAAGAGGAACCUUUCACUAUCACCAUCUCAAAGAAAUCUAGAAAAAUGAUAAAAAAGAGAGAUCAAAGCUAUCCUAAAUCAACUGGAUCACUAAGAAAAAGAGACCUCUCUUCUGAUAAUGAAAUGAAGGGCAAACGCCAUCAGGAGUAUUAA